Molecule: messenger RNA, 510 nt
Organism: Penicilliopsis zonata CBS 506.65
Lineage: Eukaryota; Fungi; Ascomycota; Eurotiomycetes; Eurotiales; Aspergillaceae
Exons: 2
Coding region: 1-510 (169 amino acids)
Biological process (GO): electron transport coupled proton transport; mitochondrial respiratory chain complex I assembly; aerobic respiration
Molecular function (GO): 4 iron, 4 sulfur cluster binding; quinone binding; NADH dehydrogenase (ubiquinone) activity
Source: RefSeq, a predicted model, not a curated record
AUGACACGAGCCAUAAGCAAGACAGGACAUGGCGACAAAUCUGGGGCAGUUGGCUAUGUGCUGUAUGCCGACCAGCUUGUCAAUUGGGCUAGACAAGGAUCCCUGUGGCCGUUGACGUUUGCCUUGGCCUGCUGCGGCAUUGAAAUGAUGCACACCUCCAUGCCCCGAUACGACCAGGACCGACUGGGGAUCAUCUUCCGGGCCUCGCCCCGUCAGGCGGAUGUGAUGCUCAUAGCGGGCACGGUAUGCAACAAGAUGGCGCCUGCGUUGCGACAACUGUACAACCAGAUGCCGGACCUAAAAUGGGUGAUCAGUAUAGGCAGCUGUGCAAAUGGGGGCGGGUACUAUCAUUACAGUUAUGAUGUUGUGCGGGGGGUGGAUCAGAUUGUCCCUGUGGAUAUCUAUGUGCCGGGCUGUCCUCCUACUGUGGAGGCUCUCUUGCAGGGCAUCUUUCUGCUACAAAAGAAGAUGAGGAAGACUCCAGUGACAAGGAUGUGGUACAGAAGAUGA